AUGCAGGAAGAGGGGGCUGGAAGGGAGCAGACGAGCGUGAGGGAAAAGGGAGGAAGAGGAAAGAGAGAGGACGAGGAAGAGGAUGAGUACAUCACCAUAGGGGAUCCGGCAGGAGGCGAGUACUCCUGUGACUCGAGCAGCUCUUCGGAUCAUGGCUCCAACUAUAGUGACGAUGACAACGCGCUGAACAGACCGGUGGAACAGGAUGCCGUGGAGGGGCUCCGGCCGAUCUUCAUCAUUGAGGCAAGUCAAGGCCCCGUCAGAUGGUUCGAAGUCUCCAAGACGCCCUUCUAUGUCGGAACUUCUCCAAACAAUGAGGACCAGGUGGCUCUGACGGGUUCCGGCAACGAGCAGGUCGCAGACACGCACCUCAAGGUGGACUACCGGGCGGGAAGGCUGUGGAUCACAGAUGUCGGGAGCUACACCGGGACUUUCAUGGAUGGCAAUAGGAUCCCCGUCGGGAAAGUGCAAGCUAUCCAUGAAGACGAAGGCGUAACAAUAGGUGGAGUGAAGCUGACCAUCCGCAUCGAGAGAAGGGCGAUCACUAAGGCGAAGCGGUCCAAGAAAACCAAGGAGGGGAGAGAGCGGUUCGUCUCAGAUCUGCAGAACGCUGUCUUCAGGCGCAAGGUGGCUGAGGGCGGUGAGAAGCCGCAGCGCAAGCUCGGAGUCUUCUCGCAGCCCCAGCCCGAGCGUCCGCCGCUCCCGCUCCCGAUCAAGAUCCCGAGGCACAGAGAACUCAAGGUCAACAGCAAGGAAAGAGCCAGCAAGCCGCAGCAGGCGGAGCCGCAGCAGGAGCAUGGAUCGCAAUCGACGUUCAGCUCGCAGUCGCAGUCCCAGCAAGAAGAGUUUGCGCCCGAGCAGGAUGCGGGAGACGGCUAG
Messenger RNA from Guillardia theta CCMP2712, 879 nucleotides. RefSeq lists its product as hypothetical. The transcript has 7 exons. The record is from RefSeq and is a predicted model, not a curated record. The coding region runs from base 1 to 879 and encodes 292 amino acids. NCBI's taxonomy places the organism in Eukaryota, Cryptophyceae, Pyrenomonadales, Geminigeraceae. Gene Ontology annotation, molecular function: protein binding.